Messenger RNA from Lodderomyces margitis, 2076 nucleotides. It is a transcript of the gene RGD1, whose product is annotated as Rgd1p. The transcript has a single exon. NCBI's taxonomy places the organism in Eukaryota, Fungi, Ascomycota, Pichiomycetes, Serinales, Debaryomycetaceae. Bases 1 to 2076 code for a protein of 691 amino acids. Gene Ontology annotation, cellular component: cytoplasm. The record is from RefSeq and is a predicted model, not a curated record. Gene Ontology annotation, biological process: signal transduction; regulation of GTPase activity.
AUGGAUGACAAAAAGGACCAGGUCAAUCCUCCACAAAAUCCUACUACAGCCAAUACCAACUCAAAUUUACCACCAGCACCAACACAUAGCUUAUCUAACUCGUCGCUAAACACAGGCAGCACUCUCAAUAAUAAUGGCACAUCUACUGGCUCUCAUGCAGUCGAUUCGUCGCAUCUACUCAAUGACGACAAAAUAAAGGCGGUACUCAACAGUGAUUCAGCGCUUGAUGUGCUUCUGGAACGGUUGAAACAAAGUUUGACGUCAGCUGAAGAGUUUAGCAAGUUUAUUAAAAAGAAGGCCCAGAUUGAAGAUGAUCAUUAUAACCAAUUGAAGAAGUUUGCCAGUCAAAUUAGAACGAGCAUGAAGAAUAAUAGUAAGAAUUUGAAAAAUGACUCGUUGCAAAUUCAAAUGGAUAGAAUUAUAGGAUUUGAUGAAAGCUUGUCAGGUGUUGGAUCAAGCUAUGUUACUGCAUUGAGCACGAUGUAUGAUGAAUUGAUGUCGUUGGUACACACUAUUAUCAGGUCGAGGAAAACAAUCAAGGACGAAUACAGACGAAAAGAUAAGGAAUGCAUUGACUCUAUAUCUGCUGCAGAAAAGGCCAAAACAAGGUACAACCAUUUGUGUGAAGACUUGGAGAGACUUAAAAACUCUGAUCCAUCAAAGAAAUCCUUUAGUUUAAAGAAUAAAACGGUUGAGCAACAGGAAGAUGAUUUGCAAAGAAAAGUUGAUCUUGCUGAUCAGGAAUAUAAAUCGAAAGUUGCCACAUGUAAGAAGCUCAAAGAUGAGAUAUUAGUCUUGCAUCGUCCAAACAAUGCAAAGAAGUUGAAAAAUUUGAUUUUGGAAAUGGACAUUGCUUUAAAUGUACAGUUGCAAAAAUAUGCAACUUAUAACGAAACUUUAAUAAUGAAUUCGGGUGUGUUGAUUAGUCCACUACAAGCAACAAAGUUGUCGAUGAAGUCAAUGGCAAGCUCAAUCGACAAUGAAAAGGACUUGUACAAGUACUUGUUAGAAAAUGGGUCAAAAACUACAAACAAGUCACUUGUCCCCAUCGACUACCACAUCCAUCCUUCACUAGUAAAAGCGAAGGACAUUGGCAAGCCUUUUUUGAACAAUACGGAUAGAAAGCAGUCCAAUAGUGCUAGUAAUAUAAAGGCUGCUGCUUCGGGAAAUCAAUGGAAUAAUGACAAGCCAAAGACAAACAUCUAUGAAAGUAGCACCAGUAGCAGCAAUGCAAAAAGUGAUUCUAAUGUUUCGGCACCUUAUUCAGGAGUAUAUUCGGCGCCAAAACCAAGCAACAACAAUACAUCGAACAAGGGUACUGCACUUGACACCUCGGCCUCUGAUUCCUAUACCAACAAUCCUCCACUGGGCUAUUCUUCGUUGGAUCCAGCUAGCCAACCAUCUACACCAAAUCUUAAUGGGCCAAAACCGUUCAAUUCAAGUGCCUCUUUUAAACAACCCACGUUUGGUGUUUCAAUUGAGGAUGUAAUCAAGUUUGCUGGUGUGGAUAACGUACCAUUGGUUGUCCGUCGAUGUAUUGAGGUGAUUGAGUCCUAUGGAAUUGAUCUUGUUGGAAUUUACCGAACCAGCUCCAAUGUCAACCAAGUGCAGAAAUUGCGUGAGUUCAUUGAUUCAAAUUUCACCAACUACUUAUUGAUUGGGAAAGAUAUUGAUGAGUCGAACGUAAUUGACUCAGAUGUAUUUUGCGUAGCAUCAUUGCUCAAGUACUACUUUGCCAAUUUGCCAGAGCCAUUGGUGACUUCAGCCGCCUCGCAAUCAUUUAUAGAGACUGUCAAGUUGGCUGAUGAGAAUUUGAUUCAUAAAAAAUUGCACCAUUUGGUAUUCAGUUUACCUGAUGGUUCAUAUUUUACAUUACGGGCCUUGAUUUUCCAUUUGAACAAGAUUGCUGCUAACGAAGCCAAGAAUAGAAUGAAUGCUAAAUCGUUGGCUAUAAUUUGGGGUCCUGUUAUUUUCAACAAUAACUCGACCAGUGCACAAGACUUGAGUUUUAAGAGUAAAGUCGUUGAAGAGUUGAUGACUAUAGCUACUGAUAUUUUUGAAGUUGAUGAAGAAUAA